CAUUGAGACAUCACCUAGUCUUCACUACUUUGUACUAAGAACCAACUAACUCCUCCCUUCCAGAGUUCCACUUACCACCUCCCACCUACUCUUAGCAAAUGUCUCAGUUCCACACCAAAUCUCCAAAGCACUGUGCCAAUAAGAACAGAUUCAACAUAGAAAACCUACCCAAGAGGCUACUCUACACCUUCUCGACCUUUCUUCUCUCUGUUUUCUCACUCAUCUUCCUUGUCUGGCUCAUCCUACGCCCCUCUAAGCUUGAGUUCUACCUCAAAGAAGCCGAUAUCUACCAAUUAGACGUCACAACACCUCACCUUCUCAACUUUUCCAUACAAGUCACUAUGGUCACCAUGAACCCAAAUAAGAAGGUUGGGGUCUACUACGACCAACUCCAAGUUUACGCCUCCUACAAGGGCCAACAGAUUACUCUCUACACUUCUCUUCCUCCAUUCUAUCAAGGCCAUGAAGAUAGCAAUCUGUUGACAGCUUCCUUGGUAGGACAGGGCCUCCCCGUGGCCCCAUCUCUUGGUUACGAAGUGGGUUGGGAUCAGACAACAGGUAGUCUGGUUUUAAGUCUGAAGGUGAACGGAAGGCUUCGAUGGAAGGUUUGGACCUGGGUUUCCGGCCAAUAUCGGUUUAAUGUGGAUUGUGUUGCCAUUAUUGCCUUUCGUCCAUACGUUGUAUUCCUCAUCAAUUAAAUAGAUUACUACUCCCAAGAUUAGUAAAUGGUCCCUUAGCUUCUCCUUUGUCAUCUACCAUUACCGCUCAAAGGGACAACUCCAUUACAAUUACAAUGCAAUACCCUUUAAAGCUUC
Macadamia integrifolia is the source of this 815-nucleotide messenger RNA. RefSeq names its product NDR1/HIN1-like protein 26. Gene Ontology annotation, biological process: defense response to other organism. Lineage: Eukaryota; Viridiplantae; Streptophyta; Magnoliopsida; Proteales; Proteaceae. The record is from RefSeq and is a predicted model, not a curated record. The transcript has a single exon. The coding region runs from base 99 to 698 and encodes 199 amino acids.